Messenger RNA from Carlito syrichta (Philippine tarsier), 4673 nucleotides. It is a transcript of the gene SPOCK1, whose product is annotated as SPARC/osteonectin, cwcv and kazal like domains proteoglycan 1. The coding region runs from base 1 to 1317 and encodes 438 amino acids. The transcript is spliced from 11 exons. Gene Ontology annotation, molecular function: protein binding; calcium ion binding. NCBI's taxonomy places the organism in Eukaryota, Metazoa, Chordata, Mammalia, Primates, Tarsiidae. The record is from RefSeq and is a predicted model, not a curated record.
AUGCCAGCGAUCGCGGUGCUCGCGGCCGCGGCGUGCUGCCUCCUGCAGGUGGAGAGCCGGCACCUGGCUGCGCUCGCCGGCGGCCCCAACCACGGCCAUUUCCUGGACAAUGACCAGUGGCUGAGCACCGUCUCCCAGUACGACCGGGACAAGUAUUGGAACCGCUUUCGAGACGAAGUUGAGGAUGAUUAUUUCAGAAACUGGAAUCCCAACAAGCCCUUUGACCAAGCCCUGGACCCAUCCAAGGAUCCCUGCUUGAAGGUGAAAUGCAGCCCUCACAAAGUGUGUGUGACCCAGGACUACCAGACCGCCCUGUGUGUCAGUCGCAAGCAUCUGCUCCCCAGGCAAAAGAAGGGGAAUGUGGCUCACAAACACUGGGUUGGACCUUCGAAUCUGGUCAAGUGCAAGCCCUGUCCUGUGGCACAAUCAACCAUGGUCUGUGGUUCCGAUGGCCAUACCUAUACAUCCAAGUGCAAGUUGGAGUUCCACGCUUGUUCUACCGGCAAAAGCCUCACCACCCUCUGUGAUGGGCCCUGUCCAUGUCUCCCGGAACCUGAGCCACCAAAACACAAGGCAGAAAAGAAUGCCUGCACUGACAAGGAGUUGCGGAACCUUGCUUCCCGGCUGAAAGAUUGGUUUGGAGCUCUUCAUGAAGAUGCAAACAGAGUCAUCAAGCCCACCAGCUCUGACACAGCCCAAAGCAGGUUUGAUACCAGCAUCCUGCCCAUCUGCAAAGACUCCCUGGGCUGGAUGUUCAACAAGUUGGACAUGAAUUAUGACCUCCUGCUUGACCACUCAGAGAUCAAUGCCAUCUACCUGGAUAAGUACGAGCCCUGUAUCAAGCCUCUCUUCAACUCUUGUGACUCCUUCAAGGAUGGCAAACUCUCUAACAAUGAGUGGUGCUACUGCUUCCAGAAGCCUGGAGGUCUCCCUUGCCAGAAUGAAAUGAACAGAAUUCAGAAGCUGAGCAAGGGGAAAAGCCUGUUGGGGGCAUUCAUACCGCGGUGUAAUGAGGAGGGCUAUUACAAAGCCACUCAGUGCCAUGGAAGCACAGGGCAGUGCUGGUGUGUGGAUAAAUAUGGGAACGAGCUGGCUGGUUCCAGGAAGCAGGGUGCUGUGAGCUGUGAAGAGGAGCAGGAAACCUCAGGGGAUUUUGGCAGCGGUGGCUCCGUGGUCCUGCUGGAUGACCUAGAGGAUGAACGGGAGUUGGGACCAAAGGACAAAGAGGGGAAGCUGAGGGUGCACACCCGGGCUGUGACGGAGGACGAUGAGGAUGAGGAUGAUGACAAAGAAGAUGAGGUUGGCUACAUAUGGUAGUGCCCACAAGAAAGAGGACACAAGGUUUUGCACAAAAUUGCAAGUCACUUCCUAUUCCUGCAUUUGUAUCUAAGACUCCAAGGCACCAAGGUCUCUUCUCCAUUGUUGCUCUCUAUACCCGACAUAAGGUUUGGAAGACAACUGCUUGUUCCCAGAGCAUUCUGAUUUUGCAUACGUUUGUGUGGAAGAAAGGGUGUUGUGUUCUUGUUUUUCUUUUCUGGACAGGGAAAUGGUUGGCUUAAUUAGAGCUUCCUUCCUUCCUGUGAGAUUUUUGCAACAAGCAUGUGAUUUAUGUGGAAUUCUGACCGUGCAGGGAGCCCCCACCCUCUUCAACGUCAAAUACCCUUUUUAAUUACCCACACUGGUGGUUAUUACAGCAUGGUUCCCAGCCUUACAGUGUCUAAGUGCUUUUCUUGUGUCCUGUAGAUGUCGUGGAAACACACACACACACACACACACACACACACACACACGCAGUACCAUUUACCUUGCUCCCAUUGCUUCUGGUGUUUAUUAUCAAAAAUUAGUUUUUCACAUCACUAUAUCUGGCUUCCUACAAACAGUAGCCUUAAUUCAGUGAAGAGUUCCUUUGGGGAAUUCAUUUUCUUUAUUAAAAAUUGGUGUCUGGAUGCUUCUCUCUGUAUAUGCAUAAACAUUAAUGUAUGUACAGAAGAGACUGUGUAUGUGUGUGUCCUGCACACCAUAUACAUACUUCUCAGAAAAAGUGUUUGGAUAUCUAUGAAAAACUCCUUUGAAAAACAAAUACAGAUUUGUCAGCUUGUCCAGACCUGGAACAAAAUUUCUGACAUAAGAAAUCUGUGUCAAAGUCCUUUCUUGCACUAAUAGUUGGUGGCACUUGUAGCCUGCAGGCUGAGGAGGUUUUUCCUCUCUGCAUCAGUAGAGUGACUAGAAGCCUCUGAUUCAGAUCAAGCUUCUGUCUGCCUGAAUCACUUUCUUGCAGAAGCCAUGCAACCCCCACGCAGGCAGCUCCACAAGCCAUCUCUCUUGUUUCUGCUUAAAGCCCCCUUGGGCUGCAGUCAUCCUGUCUGCCAUAGGUCCCUUCCUUCCCUACCUACUCAAGGGCUUUUUCUAAGGCAUGCAACACAUAUCCCUGUUCUCUGAGAAGACAGUGCCACAGUGUUCUUAAGAGAAGAAAAUUUAAGAUUCUGAACUAAAUUCUGCUUCUGUCCCCUUUCUAUUCAUAAAUCAUGAUAAGGUUAAAAACCACAUAGAUUUUUUUUUAACUACUCAUCAUUUGCAAAUAACCCCAGAUGGAGACCUACACAAAACUUCAUAGUAGCAUGUGGAGCUAGCACUGGAUUUGUAAGAGCUAAUUUUGCCUCCUCCUGACCCUCCCCACAAAUGUCAGAAUACUAAUUAAGAAAGCUCUUCACUCUUGUGUUUCUUUUCACUGAACUCAUUGGAAUCUAGUUCCAAAUUCGAUAAGGUCAUCAUCUCAACAUUCUUUAGGAUUUCUCUCCCUAUCAAGCUGAUCAGGCUACAAAUACCAAAGAGUAGUCUUCAAAGUGGCCCCGCUCAGUUCAGUACCAGUCCUUAAGCUCCUGUCCCACAGCUCCUGCCCCACCUUGUUUUCACCUAAGCAAGGCUCUCUGGCCCACAUUUCUUUAUUUUGCCUUCCCAUGGGCUUCAGCCAGUCCUCAAGAAGACCACAUAAACUCAGGCAACAACUGUAUUCAGCCAAACCAUGAUCACAGUGGCAGCUGGCCAAUCCUCCACCCUAAACUGACCAACAGAUGUACCAACCCACCCUAAAUUAGCAAGUUCCAGUGCUUGCAUUGGCUGGACAAAGUAGCAUCCCUAGAGUUGGUCUCCGAUGGAAUACGAACAUACGUCAUCUGGCUAAGUCCUUUGCCCUGGUAAAUACAUGUACAACCAUGACCCUGAGGGUUUGUUCUUUCUUUCUUCAUAGAGAGACCAUAGGCAAGCUCCGAGUUAGAAUCUCAACUUCAUCAUCUCUGCUUCAAUAUUUUUUCUCACUUGAACAAAACUUUGAGAUCAUAAUUUAGAAAACAGGUGCUUAAUUGCAGCUAAGUUAAAUAAAGUGUAUUAAAAAAUCAAGACACAUUAAAAAUCUCAGCUUAGAUCAUCAAAGAAAACCAUUGUUGCUGUCUCCUCUGAGCUCGGAAAAAUGCACAAGAGAACAAAUUAAAAUCGACAAUUUCACUUACAAAAACCUCUAGGAACAGGGUGAACCACUGAUUUUAAUUUGCCUAAUUAUCUUAUGACAAGUAUCAAAUUAAAAUAACACUUAAAGAUCCUUAGCAUUAACUUAAUGAUGGAGAAGAGUGCUUAAUAGACAAUUCCCAGGAAGGUAAUGAGAUGCCAUUUUCAGAGACAUUCCAAGAAGAUAUUUUGAUUCAUUAAAAUAUUAAGUAACCACCCCUCCCACAGGAUGCAAACCCCAAAAUCAACAGAGUAACAUUAUCACUUCUUUUCAUGCCUCACUUUGGCAUAGCAACAUGAGGUUUUUAAAAGAUCUUUAAUACUUUUCACAAGCACUAAAGAAUAGACUGAGUUACUUUGUCCUUAAAAUUAAAAUUUUAAUUUUCCUCUUUUUGGAAGGAGCCCUUUAGUUACUGUGACCAAGUAUACAAAAUAUGAUUUUUAUAAGAAAAAUUGUGAUAAUCCAAUCCUUUGUUUGAGACAGGUAUUAAAUUGAAUACUCACUACUCAUUUUUGGAGAGUACUUAGUGAAUAGUUUUAUUCUUAUUCCAUAAAGAGUUAUUUUAUUUAAUAUCAUUUCCUUGGCAUCCAACUUAAAUCCCCGAGUUUUCUUCAACCGUGGUUAGUUGUCUGCCAUAUUUAACAUCCUUUUUCUUUCUACAAAUAUUCUAGGCAUGGGGUUACCUUAGUAUUGAGUUUGAGGUUUUGUAUAAUAGUUUUCCCUUCUUUAUGCCCAUUUUCCUACCCACAGCACCAAAUGACAACAUGUCUGUCCAGGUCUGCCCCUCUGCUCUUCCCAGGAUGCCAUUCACAUUUGGGUUUCUUUUGUCUUGUUUUUUUUAACCUUGACCACACUAUACAGUUAACAUCCAAGAACCUGUUCUACAAUGGGUGGUUUUGGUCUUUUUAUACUUUUUUUCUCAGAGUCACUGAUGUUUGUCCCUGUUACAUGUGUAGCAUUGUAAUGAGAGCCCAUCAAAUCCUGAGUGUUAGUUUGUUGUCCCUAUUGUAGAUGAAAUAGUGACAUAGCAAAACCUAGUAAAUUCUGAAUGCUUUUCCACGUAGACUUAUUUGGAAUGUGAACACGACUCUUUGGUUAAUAGUAAAUGCUUAACUGUAGUCCUGAGUAGGUGCAUUUCUGUCUGUCUCAAUAAAUUUUACUUUGUCUGCAA